CCAAGCAAACCAGCUGAAAUGAAAUGAGAUGAGAUGGAUGGGAGAGGGUUAGCUCCUGAGCCAACUCAACUUGGAUUUCACCUAUCACCUAACUUCAUAUCCUCAUGGAUCCCUACCCCUCCCAUUUCACCUCUAUAAAACCCUCUCCUCCCUCUCAAACCCAACAUUAACCCUUUUCCUCUUUAUCUUCUUCUUCUGAUUGCUCUCAUUCACUUCCUCCAAAGAAAACCACAAUCACCAAACAGCAUCAAAGCAUAGCCUAAGAAAAUGAUCAAGAACAUGAAACAGCUUAUUCACCUCCAACAUUCCUCAUCACUUCUCUUACUGAUCAUGAUGACCCCCCUCUUCACCACAACCUUAGCUCAGUCACCCACAAGCAGCCCAGCCCCUUCUGGCCCUACCAACAUCACAGCAAUACUAGAGAAGGCUGGGCGGUUCAGCAUCAUGAUCAGGUUACUGAAGAGCACCGGAGUUGGAGACCAGCUCAACUCAAUACUCAAUACCUCAAACCAAGGCCUCACCUUCUUUGCCCCACCAGACAAUGCCUUCUCAAGUCUCCCCACAGGGACACUUAACUCCUUCACAGAUCAGCAGAAGAUACAGUUGGUACAGUUUCAUGUGCUCCCUACUUAUGUUCCAGUCUUACAGUUCCAGACACUGACCAACCCUGUUCAGACACAGGCAGGGAACAGCCGUAAUAGCCAGUUUCCAUUAAAUAUCUUAACUAAUGGAAGUAGUGUGAACAUGACUACUGGAAUUGUUAAUGCCAGUGUGGCCGGCACUAUUUACACAGAUGGGCAAUUGGCUGUGUAUCAGGUGGAUCAAGUGCUCCUCCCCUUACAAUUUUAUGUUUCACCUCCACCGGCUCUGCCUCCAGCCCCCACUCCGGCUCCAUCGAAGAAGAAGUCCCAUUCGUCCGAUGCC
This is a messenger RNA of Telopea speciosissima, 924 nucleotides long. RefSeq names its product fasciclin-like arabinogalactan protein 12. Lineage: Eukaryota; Viridiplantae; Streptophyta; Magnoliopsida; Proteales; Proteaceae. The record is from RefSeq and is a predicted model, not a curated record. The transcript has 2 exons. The annotation marks the transcript as partial.